Ctenopharyngodon idella (grass carp) is the source of this 1900-nucleotide messenger RNA. It is a transcript of the gene chchd4a, whose product is annotated as coiled-coil-helix-coiled-coil-helix domain containing 4a. The coding region runs from base 142 to 594 and encodes 150 amino acids. NCBI's taxonomy places the organism in Eukaryota, Metazoa, Chordata, Actinopteri, Cypriniformes, Xenocyprididae. The record is from RefSeq and is a predicted model, not a curated record. Gene Ontology annotation, cellular component: mitochondrial intermembrane space. Gene Ontology annotation, biological process: protein import into mitochondrial intermembrane space. Gene Ontology annotation, molecular function: protein-disulfide reductase activity. The transcript has 3 exons.
CCGGCUGUGACGUCACGUGGUGACCGUAGCUGCCUGCCUCCAUGCUGGAGUUGAUGUAACAGGCGUGAGGAUUGAUCAUUGUACCGGUGUUUUAGUUUUAUUGAUCGAAUAAACGGCGAUCAGACAGAUCUGUCAGCAGACAUGUCGUACUGCAAGCAGGAAGGUAAAGAUCGCAUCAUAUUUGUCACCAAAGAGGAUCAUGAAGCACCCAGUAACGCUGAGCUAAUAGAAGAUGACCCUAAUGAUCCGUAUGAGGAUCACGGUCUUAUUCUACCUAAUGGUGACAUAAACUGGAACUGCCCGUGUCUGGGCGGUAUGGCCAGUGGCCCUUGUGGACAGCAGUUCAAGGAAGCCUUUUCUUGUUUCCACUAUAGCAAAGAGGAGGUAAAGGGGUCAGAUUGUGUGGAAAACUUCCGGAGUAUGCAGGAGUGUAUGCAGAAAUACCCCGAGCUUUACCCCCAGGAAGACGACAAUGAUAGCGCCCCCUCUGGUGGGGCUAAUACUUCACCCAGUGAAUCCACUUCCACUGACUCUCUCCCUACAUCCUCUCCUGAUUCAGCACCAGUAGCCACAGAAAACCCAGCAGCAAGCUAAUGUCAUCCUGGCUUCGUUCCCACCGCACCUCACAGCAGAGACAGCUCCACUUUUGAGUAUGCAGAGAUCAUAUCAAAAUAUGCCACUAUGGAUAACUAUGAUGCUCUCCACCUGGCUGCAUGAUGCACAGAGAUGGGGGAAGCCCUUAAACUUCAGGUUUUUGAUUAAAAUAUUCAAAUGACAUUAACAUGCACUUGAGGGACCUUUAAAUAAUGAGUUUUGGGGAUCUGUAUGUUGAGUAUGGCCCCCUUUGAAUCGUCCAGCUUUCUAUUUUCUGGUUAUUUGCUCCACAACCUAAGCUAGUUUGACUUGUGUACAGAUCAAAGGCCGUUUGGCGGUUGUACUUUGACAACUGUGCAGUUUUGGGAUGAAAUACUCAAAUAACAAGUCUAUAUACAUUUCCUGUGUUGAUUUAUGUUGUACAACAUGAUUGAACAGUUUUUCCGAUGAAGAAAUCUGCUGCUGCUGACGCGUUUGAAAGCGCGUAGCCCAAGGUUGCAUAUUAAGUACAAACAGUAGGGGGCGUGAGUGAGUAAACCAGUAGCCUUACCUGUCAACCGAUGAUAAAGAAGUGAUUUGAUGGCGUUAAAACAACGCAUCAUAAAUGAGAAGAUCUUAUGUUUAGUAAGAACAUGCAAACAUCUGUUGUUCCAGAGACUAGUAGGCUUUGUUUAAAUGAAGCGUCUAACAUCGAGGGCUGUUUCUAGAUCCCUUUCCAACACAUGCUAACAUUAAACAGUGUUAAAGAAUUGUGCUGAUAUCAGAUCCUUUUUAAGCUCAUGUGGCUUAUUGAUACAUUAAAUCAGUGACAUGGUAACACUUUACAAUAAAAUUUAAUUUGUUAACAUUAGUUAGCAUGAACAACAAUGAACAAUACUUAUACAGCAUUUAUUAAUCUUGGUUAAUCUCAACAUUUACUAAUACAUUAUAAAAAAGUGACUGAACAUUAAUGUACUGGGAACUAACAUGAAUGUUUAUUAACUAACAUUAACAAAGGUUAAUAAAUGCUGUAAAAAAUAUAUUGAGCAUUGUUAGUUUAUGUAAGUUAAUGCAGUAACUGUUAACAAAUAAGAUCUUAAUGUAAAGUGCUACCAGUGACAUUUACAAAUCUGUAGGUUUUGUCAACAAGAGUGACUGUGUUUAGAUUGAAUUGAUUUGUCAUUCAAAGCCUUAAUAUGAUUAUUCUUGUUCUGAUUAAACAAGAAACCUGAUCUUUUCAUCCGUGAUGUACCCGUUUCUGUAAAAUGUUUUAAUAAAAUAGAAGAUCUUGAGUCCAAAUCAUGCAUAAGCACUGGGAGAAUUUGAA